Molecule: messenger RNA, 1626 nt
Organism: Osmia bicornis bicornis
Lineage: Eukaryota; Metazoa; Arthropoda; Insecta; Hymenoptera; Megachilidae
Exons: 5
Coding region: 1-1626 (541 amino acids)
Biological process (GO): proteolysis
Molecular function (GO): zinc ion binding; nucleic acid binding; aspartic-type endopeptidase activity
Source: RefSeq, a predicted model, not a curated record
AUGGCGGAGAAUUUAUUGCCGGAGGAAGCAAUCAAAAAUGUUGCAGUUAUUUGCCGUAUAUUUGCUGAUGCAGAAGGAAACGCAUUAAACAACAACCAUUAUUAUUACUACCAGUUCGCGAAGCCGUGCAAACCCAAAGGAGGAGAUAAGGAGAAGGAGCACAAGGAUCGACAGAAAAGGGACAAUAGGAAGAGAUGUUAUACCUGCAACGAGACGGGUCAUUUUCAACAUGAUUGUCCCAAGAAACGUAGGCAGGAUACGAUUGGAGAAUCAACGAAGAAAAUUGUUACCUGUACAUUCUGCUCGAAGAGGAGUCAUGAUGCAUCCAAGUGUUGGAUUAAGCAGCGGACGCAGGGGAAUAACCAGGGUCGUAAGAAACCAGAAGCGAAUGUCUGCCAUGUAUCGAGUCCCAGCUUGACACCUAUUUUGCUAAAAACCACCCUCGUUUACUGCCUAAUAGACAGUGGAGCAGAUUGUUCGCUUAUAAAGAAAUCUGUUGCAAAGAAAGUCGGGUGUAACAUCGUUCCUUUCAUUACCACGCUAUAUGGACUUGGAGAAGUGAAUCUAUCGACGAUUGGACGUUUGACUACUGUGAUGCAAUCAGAGGACGUGAGUUUGGAAAUAGACUUAUACGUUAUCCGUGAUUGUGACUCGUCACAUGACGUUAUAAUUGGAAGAAACGUCCUCUCGCACGCUGAUUUGCGAAUGGUGACGGAUAUCGGUGGUACAAGAUUGCUGCGUGAUCCUGGAGCAGUCAACAGUAACCAGCUUGGUCAACAGUGCUGUGUCAUCACCACAAUCACCGACGAGGCGCGUGGCCCAGUCGAAGAGAUCCUACAGCGAAAAAAGAACGGAUCGGAUAGACUCUGUGUUGAUUAUCGGGCGUUAAAUAGAAUUACUAUUAAAGAUCGUUAUCCAUUGCCGCUGAUAGACGAUCAGCUCGGGAAGGGUCGUUAUUUUACAACGCUUGAUAUGACCUCGGGAUUCCACCAAAUACCAAUUGCUGCAGAAUCUAUUGAGAAAACUACAUUCGUGACGUCCGACGGUCACUAUAAGUACCUUCGGAUGCCCUUUGGCUUGAAUAACGCUCCAGCAGUUUUCCAACGGGCAAUACACAGGGCUCUGGGAAACUUGCGGAACAAGGUCGCGUUAGCCUACAUUGACGAUGUACUUAUUCGGUCGUCAACUGUUGAAGGAGGUUUAGAUAGAUUAGACCAAGUUUUGAAGGCCUUGUCAAUAGUCGGAUUUUCACUGAAUCUUCCAAAAUGUAAAUUUUUGCAAGAAAAGGUAGAAUACUUGGGAAGGCAAGCAGUAAAAUAUGUGGAACAUGCGGAUUUCUUGAGUCGCAAUCUGAAACCGGACUACCGCAUAAAUGUUAUUUGUGAAGGAUCGUGGCUGGAAAUUGUCCAAAAAAAGGAUGUUGAGACGAAAGAAAUUGUACGAAGGGUACUCGUUAAGGAAUCUAUAGCUAGUGAUUUCGAGGAAAUCACUGAAAGGUACGAAAUUCUUGGUAAGAAUGGGAAACCGCAAGUUGCACCCAAAGAUCGUCUGCGACCAUGGAAGGGUGAAUGGGCGGGAGACGGUGAAGAGGAUGCUAUUGAAGAGUGUCCUGAUGAACCGUGUUAG